AUGGAGUCCACGCUGGGCGCGGGCAUCGCGAUGGCCGAGGCGCUGCAAAACCAACUGCCUUGGUUGGAGAACGUGUGGCUCUGGGUCACCUUUCUGGGCGAUCCCAAGAGCCUCUUUCUGUUCUACUUCCCCGCGGCCUACUACGCCUCCCGCCGCGUGGGCAUCGCGGUGCUCUGGAUCAGCCUCAUCACCGAGUGGCUCAACCUCGUCUUCAAGUGGUUUCUGUUUGGAGACAGGCCCUUUUGGUGGGUCCAUGAGUCUGGGUACUACAGCCAGGCCCCAGCCCAGGUUCACCAGUUCCCCUCUUCUUGUGAAACUGGUCCAGGCAGCCCUUCUGGACACUGCAUGAUCACAGGAGCAGCCCUCUGGCCCAUCAUGACGGCCGUCUCUUCCCAGCUGGCCACUCGGACCCACAGCCACUGGGUGAGGGUGAUACCUAGCCUGGCUUACUGCACCUUCCUACUGGCUGUCGGCCUGUCCCGGAUCUUCCUCUUAGCACACUUCCCUCACCAGGUGUUGGCUGGUCUAAUAACCGGUGCUGUCCUGGGCUGGCUGAUGACCCCCCGGGUGCCCAUGGAGCGGGAGCUAAGUUUCUAUGGAUUGACCUCGCUGGCCCUCUUGCUGGGUGCCAGCCUCAUCUAUUGGACCCUCUUUACACUGGGCCUGGAUCUUUCUUGGUCCAUCAGCCUGGCCUCCAAGUGGUGUGAGCGGCCUGAGUGGGUGCACAUGGAUAGCCGGCCCUUUGCCUCCCUGAGCCGCGACUCCGGGGCCGCCCUGGGUCUGGGCAUUGCCCUGCACUCUCCCUGCUAUGCCCAGGUACGGCGGGCAUACCUGGGUCACGGCCAGAAGAUAGCCUGCCUUGUGCUGGCCAUGGGCCUGCUGGGCCCCCUGGACUGGCUGGGCCACCCUCCUCAGAUCAGCCUUUUCUACAUCUUCAAUUUCCUCAAAUACACCCUGUGGCCAUGCCUCGUCCUGGCCCUUGUGCCCUGGGUCGUGCACACGUUCAGUGCCCAGGAAACACCACCUGUCCGCUCUUCCUGACUUCAAGUGCCUCCUGUUGCCACUUGCCCCCCUGCCCAAAGCCAACACUCCAUGACCUCCACACUCCGGAGGGCAGCCCUAUCCCCUUCCAGCUCCCAACAGGCCCUGCUCAUCCUCAGUCUCCCACUGUUCCACCAUCUGGUCUUAGCCCCAGGGAAGGGCCUUCUCUCUUCCCAGAAAGGCUGGUCAUCCUGCCUUCCCCGUCCUGAGUCCCCAGGGAGCUAAGGCAACGUCAAGACCAGUGGGCUCCCGUAACACUGUGAGGGGCUCAGAGCAGCCCCAAUAAAGCCCUUGAACACUU
Ailuropoda melanoleuca (giant panda) is the source of this 1342-nucleotide messenger RNA. RefSeq names its product glucose-6-phosphatase catalytic subunit 3 (gene G6PC3). The coding region runs from base 1 to 1041 and encodes 346 amino acids. The transcript has 6 exons. Gene Ontology annotation, cellular component: membrane. NCBI's taxonomy places the organism in Eukaryota, Metazoa, Chordata, Mammalia, Carnivora, Ursidae. Gene Ontology annotation, molecular function: glucose-6-phosphatase activity. The record is from RefSeq and is a predicted model, not a curated record. Gene Ontology annotation, biological process: gluconeogenesis; glucose 6-phosphate metabolic process.